Messenger RNA from Pestalotiopsis fici W106-1, 1620 nucleotides. RefSeq names its product Peptidyl-prolyl isomerase CWC27. Gene Ontology annotation, cellular component: catalytic step 2 spliceosome. Gene Ontology annotation, biological process: protein peptidyl-prolyl isomerization; protein folding. The record is from RefSeq and is a predicted model, not a curated record. Gene Ontology annotation, molecular function: peptidyl-prolyl cis-trans isomerase activity. NCBI's taxonomy places the organism in Eukaryota, Fungi, Ascomycota, Sordariomycetes, Amphisphaeriales, Sporocadaceae. The coding region runs from base 1 to 1620 and encodes 539 amino acids. The transcript has a single exon.
AUGUCGUCGAUAUACAAUCUCGAGCCGCAGCCGACUGCGUCCGUCAUCAUUCACACGACGCAAGGCGACCUGUCCGUGGAGCUUUUUGCAAAGCAGACCCCCCUGACAUCGCGCAACUUUUUACAGCUUGCCCUCGACGGCUACUACAAUAACACGGUUUUCCACCGACUGGUGCCGGGCUUUAUCCUGCAGGGAGGCGAUCCAACGGGCACCGGCAAUGGCGGAGAAUCAAUCUACGACGGUGGCGCCUUGGACGGCGAGCUGGACCCGUGGCCGGCGGACCAGCGCCGCGGAAAGAAUGCAGGACCCAUGGGCGUCAACUUCAAAGACGAGUUUCAUUCCCGGCUAAAGUUCAAUCGCAGAGGUCUGUUGGGCAUGGCGAACGAGGGCAGGCCUGACUCGAACGGAAGCCAAUUCUUCUUUACACUGGAUAAGGCGGACGAGCUCAACAAUAAGAAUACAGUAUUUGGCAGGAUAGUGGGCGACACGAUAUAUAACCUCGCGCGCAUAGGCGAGUCCGAGGUGGCAGAGGGGAGCGAACGGCCCCUAUACCCGAUCAAGAUUACGAGCAUCGAGAUUCUAGUCAACCCGUUCGAGGACAUGAAGAAGAGGGAACGCAUCGCCACGCAGCAAAAUCAAGCCCCAAACACCGCUGUCAAGAAAGAGAAGAAGAAGCCAAAGGGCGGCAAGAAGCUGCUCAGCUUUGGUGAUGACGAAGCUGACGGUGAAGCUGCACCCGUGAUCAAGAAGGCCAAGUUUGACACGCGAAUAGUCAUGGACAUUGAUGAAGAAGAUGAAGCACCAAAACCGAAACCGGCCAAAAAGAAGAAUGAAGAUUCCUCUGUCAAGACGAUACCCGUUCGAGAGGCACCGCCUGAACCUUCGAAACCGAGAUCGCCUUCGCCGCCCCCGAAGCGAGAAACUACAAAAGUCAAGUACGAAGAUAUUGCGUCUCCUGAGCCCGAGCUACCAAAGAAGCAGUCUGCAUUGGAACGAGCCAAUGCAGAGAUUGCAGCCCUGAAGGCGUCCAUGAGGAGAGAUGCACAGGUUGAACCCGUCAAGGAAGCCAAGAAAACGGGCAUUGAACAAUUCAUACCAGAGACGGCAACAAGAGGCAGGAAAAGGAGGCGCGGUGGUGCUGACGACUCAAUCUCGACUCCCGAAUACUCACAGUUUGAGAGCUUCAAGGCCAGACUACAACAAGCUGCACCACCGACCACUGUACCAAAGGUCGAGAUCAAGGAAGGUGUGGAGGAAGCCAAUGUAGCGUCCGGGAACCAGGAUGAGGAGGCAGAACUGUGCGAUCUACAUUUCAUUGCAAACUGCCAGAGCUGCAAGUCCUGGGCAGAAGCCGAGAAGGAAGCAGAGAGCGAUGAUGAGGGUUGGAUGGGGCACGCCUUGAGUUUUGCUGCUGAUAAGCUGGGCAAGGACCUGAGCUAUCGGAAGAAGGCUGAGGAGGAGCUCGUGGUGAUAGACCCUAGGGACAAGGCUCGGACGCUCAAGGAAGAAAAAAGAGCCAAGGCUGAUGCGCGAGCUGGGGGCAGCAGUCGUGAAUGGGAUCAAGCUAGGAAUGCAAAGCUGGCGAGACAGAGUGCCCUCGCUGGCAGGGGUGCCCGGUAA